AUGGAACUCAGAAAAUCAGCCACAGUGCUCGAAAAGAAGAGCUCGGGCAGCUCACUAGACAUCGCGUUCCGGAGGGGUAGGAUUAUAUCCGUUAUCGGGGUGCUCAACAUCCCAAACUUACACAUCCGCGACUAUAGCAGCUUCAUCUUCCAUAACCUCAUCGCCUUCGAGAUGCAAUCUCAAAGCCGGGGCCGCUGCACAAUGGCCUUCUCCGCAUUUAUGCGCAACUUGUUGCAAAGCGAGGAAGACGUGAAGCUGCUGCGGCGACGCGGCAUUUUGGCGAACACGUCCAUGACCGACGAUGAACUCGUCGAUUUCUUCAAACGCUUGAGCCGAUUGAUUGAAAACUAUCAAAUGCCGAGCGAUCUGUAUGCGGUUUACUAUCAGGUCCUCUCUCACCAUAAUCGCCGGAUGAGUCGGUUCUGCGGCAGCAUCAUUCUCCAGUACUUUCCCAACCCACUGGUGACUCUUUCUGUGUUUGCAGCUGUCGUGCUCUUUGUUCUCACCCUCCUGCAGACUAUAUAUACUAUUCUCAGCUACUACCGUUAUUGA
This is a messenger RNA of Ananas comosus (pineapple), 552 nucleotides long. RefSeq names its product putative UPF0481 protein At3g02645. The transcript has a single exon. Lineage: Eukaryota; Viridiplantae; Streptophyta; Magnoliopsida; Poales; Bromeliaceae. The coding region runs from base 1 to 552 and encodes 183 amino acids. The record is from RefSeq and is a predicted model, not a curated record.